AUGGUUUCCAACGAGGUCUACCUGCUGUCGCUAAACGACGAUGGCUCGCCCCAGGUCGCCGGCGAGUACAUCUAUCUAGCGCCCAAGAAUAACGACCCUUUCACCAUCCGGUUUGCGAUCGAGGGCACCUCAAGCAUCUGUCGCCAUGGCAGUUUGUGGGUCAACAUCCCUGAGCAGGGCGCCGAGUUCCACCGCGACCGGUUCCGGGAGUUCAAGCUCGUCCCAGACUUCAAUCGUACAAUCGAGAUUUCUAUCCCAAUCUACGAAGCUGGUGCCUACGCAUUUUACACCACCUACGCUGAGCUGCCUGAUCUAGCGAACCAAUUGGCCCAGUCUGGUGAUGAUUCGAAGCCCAAGACCAAGACAACACCAUGGUAUUACAUCGACGUUGCCCCGCGUUUAGCGCUGGACGGUCAGCCCCUGCCCCUCCCGGCCUUGUCGGUAUUUUCCCUCAUCAGCAAGUUCAUGGGCAAGUAUCCGCAGGAUUGGGAACGUCAUCUCAGGGGAAUCAGCGACCGGGGCUACAACAUGGUGCAUUUCACCCCUCUUCAGGUUAGGGGCGCUUCGAACUCGCCCUACAGCCUGUAUGAUCAGCUCGGCUGGGACUCCACCUGUUUCCCGGAGGGCGAAAAGGACGUCCAGAAGAUGGUGGAAAGCCUGGAAAAGAAUCACUCGCUGCUCAGCUUGACGGAUAUUGUUCUAAAUCACACUGCCAACAAUAGCCAAUGGCUCGAGGAGCACCCAGAAGCUGGCUACAACUUGACAACAGCCCCGUGGCUCGAGUCCGCUUACCUCCUGGAUACCAAGCUGCUCGAGCUGGGGUCUAAGCUGGAGCAGCUUGGCCUGCCGACGGAGGUCAAGUCCCUCGACGAUCUCCUCAAGAUCAUGGAGGCAAUCAAGAAAGAAGUCGUCGCGGAGAUCCGUCUCUGGGAGUAUUACGUCACCGAUGUUGAGCGGGACGCCGAUGCAGCCGUCGAAUCUUGGGUUGUUGGCAAAACCACAUUCCCCGAAGGUUCCAUCGCGGCCGGCGGCCCCGACUCCUUGCGUUCAGCAACAUCGGAAGAGCUCGCGAAUUGGUUGGUGGAGCAUGGUCUGAAAGGGACAGACCGCCUCGGUGAACGGUUCAGGAGGAGAGUGGACGCCAACGUCGCCGCUGCGCUUCUUUCAGUCCUGUUCGGGAGAUACGAAGGCGAUAACGGAGCCACUGCCGACCAAGCAGCUGUCAGGUCCAAGAUAGUGGAACUUCUCAAGAUCGUGAACGUGCCAUUUUACAAGGAAUACGACACGGAAGUGGACGAAACUCUCCAGCAACUCUUCAAUCGGAUUAAGUACGUCCGUCUGGAUGACAAUGGGCCGAAGCUUGGUCCGAUAAACCAGGAGAACCCUCUGAUCGAGACAUACUUUACCCGUUUGCCACAAAAUGCAGUCACCGCCAAGCACAAAAAGGAAGACUUGGUUCUGGUGAACAACGGAUGGGUAUGGGGCGGAAACGCCCUUGUUGACAACGCCGGUCCCGAGUCUCGGGUCUACCUCCGCCGGGAAGUCAUCGUUUGGGGUGACUGCACCAAGCUGCGAUACGGAUCCGCCCCGGAGGACAGCCCGUGGCUCUGGGAGCACAUGACCAAGUACGCGCGGAUGCUCGCAAAGUACUUUGCCGGCUUCCGGAUUGACAACUGCCACUCAACACCUCUUCACGUUGCCGAACAUAUUCUCGACGAGGCCCGUCGCGUCCGGCCAAACCUCUACGUCGUCGCUGAGCUGUUCACUGGUUCCGAGGAUAUGGACUACGUGUUCGUGAAACGGCUCGGCCUCAGCUCGCUGAUCCGCGAGGCGAUGCAGGCCUGGAGCACCGGCGAACUAAGCCGACUGGUCCAUCGCCACGGCGGUCGGCCCAUCGGAAGCUUCGAGGUGGACGAGAUUUCUAGUGCCGAGGUGCGCAGCCAUGCGAAAGAACAUGGAGCCAACGCUACGAAUGGCCAGGAGUACACACGUGAGAUCAUCCGCCGCAUCAAACCCGUCCCUGUUCAAGCCUUGUUCAUGGAUUGCACACACGAUAACGAAGUUCCGGCGCAGAAGCGAGAUGCCCGCGACACUUUGCCCAAUGCAGCCUUGGUUAGCAUGUGCGCCAGCGCCACUGGGAGCGUCAUGGGAUACGAUGAGAUCUACCCCAAGCUGGUGGAUCUGGUCGGCGAAACGCGGCUCUACACAUCAGAGGCGUCCAAGUUCCCCGUGAAGGUCGGAGAGGGCAAGGGUGGCAUUGCAGGUGUCAAGAAGUUGCUCAAUCAGAUCCAUACCCUUAUGGGCAUGGACGGCUAUGACGAGACUCACAUCCACCACGAAGACCAGUACGUCACUGUCCAUCGCGUCCACCCGGGCUCCCGGAAAGGAUACUUCCUCAUUGCGCAUACCGCAUUCCCCGGCUAUGGCAACGGAAACGGCGCCUUCAACCCCGUUCGCCUCACAGGCACCAAAGCCAAACAUCUCGGCAGCUGGAUGCUUGAGGUGGACGCGAGCAAGGAGGCGGUGGACGAGGUGCUAAGUGACAGGCGGCACUUGCGCGGUCUUCCGAGCCGCCUCCUCGCGCUCCCCGGUAUCCGUAUGGAGGUGAAGGGUGAUGACACUCUCAUCACCGUUCGAGACAAGUUCCCACCUGGCAGCAUCGCCUUGUUUGAGACCUGGAUUCCUGCGGCGGAGCAUUCGAGCGGUUUAGACACUUUUGUUACAUCUGGCGCCAAGUCCGCGGUGGAGGAGCUCGACCUGGUCGACCUCAACUUCUUGCUAUACAAGUGCGAAGCCGAGGAGCGGGAUGCCAGCGAAGGACGGGAUGGGGUGUAUGACAUCCCGGGCCACGGCAAGCUUGUCUACGCUGGCCUUCAAGGAUGGUGGAGCAUUCUUCAAGACAUCAUCAAAGACAACAACCUGGCGCACCCCCUUUGCCAGCACCUUCGUGAUGGGCAAUGGGCUCUUGACUACAUCGUGGGCAGGUUGGAGCGUGCAUCACAACAGCCACUUUACAACCGCUUAUCCAAGCUCGCGGCUUGGUUACGGGAACGAUUUGAUGCAAUCCGUGGGAUCCCCAGCUUCCUCCUUCCGCGGUACUUCGGCCUCGUUCUUCGUACCGCCUACAUGGCAGCCAACGAGAGGGGCAUCUCUCUCAUGAACGGCAACAUCCAGGGUGGUCAGUGGUUCCUGCAGAGCCUGGCCAUGGUCAGUGUGCAACAGACCGGCCUCGUGAAAUCGGCCUCCCUUUAUCCGAACCGUCUGGUCCCGUCGCUCGCCGCCGGCCUCCCCCACUUCGCUGUUGAAUGGGCACGCUGUUGGGGCCGCGAUGUCUUUAUCUCUUUACGAGGGUUGUACCUUGGCACCGGUCGCUUUGAAGAGGCGAAGGAGCAUAUCCACGCUUUUGCAAGCGUUGUGAAACACGGUAUGGUCCCCAAUCUGCUCGGAAGCGGCAAUACCCCUCGGUACAACGCCCGAGAUUCUGUCUGGUUCUUCCUGCAAUGCAUCCAGGAUUACACCCGGAUAGUUCCAGACGGCCUCUCGCUUCUUGAUGAGAAGGUGAAGAGGCGAUUCUUGCCCUACGACGACACCUGGUUCUCGGCCGACGACCCACGGGCUUACAGCAAAGAGAGCUCAAUUCGCGAGAUCAUCCAGGAAGUCUUCCAACGCCACGCCGAAGGAAUGAAGUUCCGCGAGGCCAACGCCGGCCCUAGCCUUGAUAUGCAGAUGCGUGACGACGGCUUCAACCAAGAGAUCAAAGUUGACUGGAACAACGGCUUCGUCUUUGGCGGCAACCAGAAUAACUGCGGCACGUGGAUGGAUAAAAUGGGCGAGAGCGAGCGCGCGGGCUCCAAGGGCGUGCCGGGCACCCCUCGUGACGGCGCUGCCGUUGAGAUAACCGGUCUCCUUUACAGCGCCCUCAACUGGGUAGCAUCCCUCAAUGAGCAGGGCAAGUACGAGCAAUCGUCUGUCCGCAAGGCCGACGGCUCGGAAAUCACCCUCCGAUCCUGGGCGGACCUCGUCAAAGCCAACUUCGAGCGCUGCUUCUUCGUCCCCAUCUCCCCCUCCUCCGACGUCGACCACGACGUCAACCCGGCCGUGAUCAACCGCCGCGGCAUCUACAAGGACCUCUACCGCUCGGGCAAGGAAUACGAAGACUACCAGCUGCGGUGCAACUUCCCCAUCGCCAUGACGGUCGCCCCGGACCUCUUCAACCCAGAGCACGCCAUGCACGCGCUCUGCAUCGCCGACACGGCGCUCCGCGGGCCCACGGGCAUGGCGACGCUCGACCCCAGCGACCUCAACUACCGCCCGUACUAUCGCAACAGCGAGGACAGCGACGACUUCGCGACCAGCAAGGGCCGCAACUACCACCAGGGGCCCGAGUGGCUGUGGCCCACGGGCUUCUUCCUGCGCGCCCUGCUCAAGUUCGACCUGCGGCGCCGCGCCCCUGAUGACGCCGAGGGCCGCACCGAGGCCUUCCAGCAGGUCACGCGCCGCCUGAACGCCUGCAAGGACAUGAUCCGCCGCAGCCCCUGGGCGGGCCUGACCGAGUUGACGCAGAAGGGCGGGGAGGAGUGUCCUGAUUCGUCCCCCACCCAGGCUUGGUCGGCUGGCUGCCUCAUUGACUUGUACAUGGAUGCCGCGGAAGAACAGGCGCGGCUAGGCGCAAAGGAACUGCCGUUGAGAUGA
Molecule: messenger RNA, 4692 nt
Organism: Chaetomium globosum CBS 148.51
Lineage: Eukaryota; Fungi; Ascomycota; Sordariomycetes; Sordariales; Chaetomiaceae
Exons: 3
Coding region: 1-4692 (1563 amino acids)
Biological process (GO): glycogen catabolic process; glycogen biosynthetic process
Molecular function (GO): 4-alpha-glucanotransferase activity; amylo-alpha-1,6-glucosidase activity
Source: RefSeq, a predicted model, not a curated record